UGAUCGUCGACUCAAGACAAAAAUUAAAUCCAUAUGAUUGCAUUAAAAGUGACCCAAUCGGAAUUUCCCCCGAAAUUUGAUAUUAUGGCAGAUUUUGAAUUAAAAUUAAAUUUAUUUUCAAGCCACCUGUCAAUUCUGAACAGUUUAGGAUGAUCUAUGCUUGACAUGAGUUACGAUUGACUAAUGUGAACUGCAUGUUCUCGAAAGAAAGAAGCCAUUUGGUCACCUAAAAAUGCCCGUAACCAAGCAACAUGAAACUCUGAAUAAUCACUUUGGCUCCUCAUUUGUCACUGCUUGACUUUUGUUGACUUAAUUUGAAUUACCUACUGAUAAAAUAGUGCUUAUUCAUUAUAAAAUAUCCGGUUUAAAUAGAGACCAACUAGACAUAGUAGACAGAAUGCGGGACAAGGGAUUCGGAUUUAUCCAAAUCGCCUAUUUUUUUAAUACUACGCGGCAAAGUAUUUAUCGAGCCCUUCGUCGACGCCAGGCUGGUGACAUUAAUUACCGCAGAAGUGCAGGAAGAAAGCAGAAAACAACAGAAUCGCAAGACCGACAUCUCAAAAAAAUGCUUCUGGAGUCCAUAUCUCCAACCAGACGGCUAGAUGAGGACGGCCUUCAGUCCAGAAGACGAGCAGCUUGCCCUCUGCUGAAACGUAAACAUCGGGCUAUUGGAUUGCGAUCGGCAAGAGAACAAGAAGACUGGGGAAUAGCGGAAUCGAGUAGAGAAGAAGGAACGAAAUAUUCAUGGAACAGCACAUGGAAUCAAGGGUAGCUUUUGGUGGUGGAGGAGUUACUGCUUGGGGUGGAAUAAGAAGAAGAUGUGUUAGGGAUAUUGUGGUACCCUAUGCUGACAAUGUUUUUUUUUUUCCUUUUUUUAUUAUCUCACAGUAAUAUUACAAACU
Molecule: messenger RNA, 902 nt
Organism: Dendroctonus ponderosae (mountain pine beetle)
Lineage: Eukaryota; Metazoa; Arthropoda; Insecta; Coleoptera; Curculionidae
Exons: 3
Coding region: 398-772 (124 amino acids)
Source: RefSeq, a predicted model, not a curated record